UGGGGACUCGGCCGCUAGGGACUGCGCAGUAUCAACUCUGGUCCCUGUCCUGUCCUUCGGACCUCGAUCCCUUGGCUGCAAGCUCUAUGGUGCUGCUACGACAUGUGGCGCCUGACAGGGAUCCUGGGGCGAGGUAGGGGCUGUCUGCAAGCUCUUCCUCGCCUGCUGGGACCAGGCUUCCGAGGGAUAACACCCAAACCCACCAGUUCAGAUGGGCCUCAGACAACCUCCACUACCCUGCCACUCCCUAGGGUCAACUUUGACAGAUCAGGCUCCCAUGGUUCAAAGAGGAACAGGGACCCAAAGUGCUGUGGAUGGAAAGAGGCCUUCCACUGGAUGUCUGCUCAUGUCUCCCCAAACACUCUGCGGGAUGCCGUCUCCUGGGGCACUCUGGCCGUGCUGGCCUUGCACCUGGCGAGGCAGAUUCACUUCCAUGCACCUCUGGUAGCAGGACCUCAGUCAGCUGAACGCUGCUCUUGGCACAGUCCCCUGUACCGCUUCCUCUCCUCUUCCUGGUGGCACCCGCACUCCUCACUUCGGAGGCAUGUUCUUCCCAGUCCUGACUGCCCAGCUCCCAGGAACACUGGCCUGAGGGAACCAAGACUGGGCCAGGAAGAACCCUCAGCUCGAUCCCAGGGCCUUCCUUCAGAUAGCUCCCUGAAACCUGGCCUUCUGAACCUACCUGAAGAAGAGCCCGGUGACUUUGGCUUCCUGAAUGCUAGCAGGGACUUCACAUCCCAGGCAAAGGCAGCUGAGGCCGGCCCCCCUGGAGGAAAAAAUGAGCAAGAUAAGCCCAAGGCUCUUCCUCUGGAGGAGGCUGUGACUUCCAUCCAGCAACUCUUUCAGCUCAGCGUUGCCAUUGCUUUCAACUUCCUGGGGACAGAGAACAUAAAGACAGGGGACUACACAGCAGCCUUCUCCUACUUCCAGAAAGCCGCAGACCGUGGCUACAGCAAAGCACAGUACAAUGUGGGCUUGUGCCUCGAGCAUGGCAGAGGCACCUCCAGGGACCUCAGCAAGGCUAUCCUCUUUUACCACCUGGCUGCUGUCCAGGGCCACAGCCUGGCUCAGUACCGCUAUGCCAGGUGCCUGUUGCAAAGUCCAGGCUCUGUGUCAGACCCCGAGCAACAGAGGGCUGUCUCUCUACUGAGGCAGGCUGCAGACUCUGGCUUGACAGAGGCCCAGGCUUUCCUUGGGGUACUGUUUACCAAGGAACCACACCUGGAUGAACAGAGAGCUGUAAAAUACCUUUGGCUGGCAGCCAGCAACGGGGUACGUAUGAGGUCUCUGGUCUGUGCAUGUUGGGGAGCAAGUCUGAUAAGAAAAGGGAUUUGGAAACUGGUUCUGAGCUCUGGGGUAUGGUAUGUUUUCUAGGAGCCUUUGGGCUGAUUGAAUAAUCCUAUCAAUAAUACUGAUCAAUAAUGUCAUGGCUUCCUCUGCUCCACUGUGUGACCUUAGACAGGGCCACUGGGGCGCUGAGGUUAAAGGUGGAGACUGCUCAUCUGAGGUGGGAAUGCUUGCUCUCCUUUGGAGUGUGGCAUAGCAGGCUCCUCUACGAGCCACCGGGCCUGUUGCUACACAUGCACCACACAUCGGGCCGUCCAUCACUUCUUGAUUCAAACCUGCUUCAUCGCCUUUAAAACAAGCACAAAAUGCCCACCUUCUUCACCGUCUGCUAUCUGCCACCUCAUGGAGAGAUGCCUGGAAGCUAUGCCUGAGACUAGCUGUCAUGGUGGGACGUCAGAUACAAAUGGAGAGAGGGCUACCUAGUUGUCUGCCCUGGGUGCUGACAUUCAAGGGGCAUCACCCAGUUUAUUCCAUGGGUGUUGGUUCCAUGGGAUGUUGAUGAGGAAUGCCAGGGGACUGACUGCUUGGAUUUCAGGAGCACCAAGUGAAGACAGUUGUUUCAGUGUAGACAGUCUCAGAGAUUUUUAAUCACUGAAGCGCCAAGGUGAUCGGCGGUUUGAUGGAUCCCUCCAGUAUAUGGGAUCAGUACGCAUGUUCAGAAGAGCAUAGACAAGUCAGCAGUCAUGGAUUGGAGCUCACAGUGUGCACAAUGUCAUUUUCCUGCAUAGGGUAUCACUGCUUCUCUUUGAAAAAUAUGGUUAGAGCUCUAGUGAGGGGGAGAGCUCAGUGUUGUGCAUAGCCAAAGGGGAGUAUGAUGCUAGUGGCAAUGACCUAAGCCUUUAUCAUGCAGUGACAACCUAAACUGGCAGUGCUUCUGUCACCUUGUUCUAUAGGUAAGGAAACUUAGGCACCUAAUACCUACUCAUUCUGUCUCAAAGAGGAGCAUCAUGUCAUCGAGGAGAGAGAGCCAGAGCCACAGGCAGGGGGCAAAGCCUCUGACAAGGACAUGCUCGUGUUGUGGUUUCUGUUUUGCAGUCCUCUCAGGCUAAGUCAGGGAGUCAGACCUGGCUUCGAGAAACCUGCCUGCAGGCUAGCCUGCUGGCCACUUUCCUGUCCAUCAAGGGCUGAACCCUUCUGCAGGCUUUUUCAUCCAUUUCCUGCAAGAGAAGCCUUCACACUGACUGGGUGGAAUCUCCCUGGGCAGAGGAACCUAACUCCUUUGGCAAGCACUGGGCCUCGACAUUACAUGGUCAAGGAGCUUGGAGUCUGGCAGGCUACGUGCAUGAAGGCCCAACAUGCCCCCUGACUCCACCUUCCUCCUGACUGAGCAUUACAGUUCUUCAGUUUGUCUGUCUUCUCCUUUAGGACUCUCAGAGCAGAUUCCACUUGGGAAUUUGCUAUGAGAAGGGCCUUGGCGUACAGAGGAAUCUGGGAGAGGCUGUGAAGUGCUACCAGAAGUCAGCCGCUAUGGGGAACGAACCCGCCCAGGAGAGGCUUCGGACCCUCUUUAAUGUGGAAGCAGCAGGGCCCAGCCACCUGGCUACAGGACUGAAGUCUUUCUCCAGCCCCUCCCUCUGUAGCCUGAACACCUUGUUGGCUGGCGCCUCAGGCCUCCCUCAUGCCUCAAGCACUGGAAACCUAGGCCUCCUCUGCAGAAGUGGCCAUCUUGGAACCAGCCAUGGAGCCCCCAGCAGGGCUAUGCCAUCCUUGGAAAGGAGUCUCGUAAGACUGGGUUUUGGCUAAGACCUCAUCCUUAGGAAUGAGAGUUCUCAGAGACAGCACAAUUUGAGUCCCAAAGAAGAGGCAAGUUAGCUACUUACCCUCCCGGAAACCAUCAGCACCUCCCAGCUCCAUAAAGAAGAGGAAGGUGUGAGAAGAGCCAGAGGGCUGUGCCACCUGGAGGGGAUGACCGGAUUUCCACCAUGCUUCCUCAGUUGUAGACUGAGGGCUCCUGCCUUAAAGAUUGAGGUGCAACCAUUUCCCUGCAGAAAGACCCUUAAUCCUUGCUUAGGUUCCCAAAGACAGACUGGUGCCUGCAGUUCCACGGCCUUAAGAAUCACCAGGCUGCUGGUGUGGUGACACACGCCCAAUCCCAGCACUCAGGAGGCAGAGGGGCAGGCAGAUGUCUAUGAAUUCAAGGCCAGCCUGGUCUACAAAGUGAGUUCCAGGACAGCCAAGGCUGUAAUCACAGAGAAACCCUGUCUCAAAUCACCACCACCACCACCACCACCAUAUAAAACAAAAAGAACAAAACAAAAAAAGAAGAAGAGGAGGAGGAAGAGGAGGAGGAAGAGGAAUUACCAGGUCAAGAUGAGGAUCAAAACUGACAUCAUGACUCCGGCCCAGACUUCUGGUCUACCAGUCCACACUGCCAUGUUAUUUGAAAACAUUAUCUAUUGUCACCCUGUAGAACAGUGGAGAUUAGGCACCUGGAGUCUUGGAGCCAGAGGGUGGAGACCAUGAGUCCUUUUUAGGAAAGGUCAGGUAGGGAUAUAUAAGUGUUUAAUAAAACAGAUGGUGGAUUACCUCUC
Rattus rattus (black rat) is the source of this 3878-nucleotide messenger RNA. RefSeq names its product DAP3 binding cell death enhancer 1 (gene Dele1). The coding region runs from base 103 to 1374 and encodes 423 amino acids. NCBI's taxonomy places the organism in Eukaryota, Metazoa, Chordata, Mammalia, Rodentia, Muridae. The record is from RefSeq and is a predicted model, not a curated record. Gene Ontology annotation, molecular function: protein binding. The transcript is spliced from 12 exons.